This is a messenger RNA of Fundulus heteroclitus (mummichog), 2953 nucleotides long. RefSeq names its product glutamate receptor, ionotropic, N-methyl D-aspartate-associated protein 1a (glutamate binding) (gene grinaa). The record is from RefSeq and is a predicted model, not a curated record. Gene Ontology annotation, cellular component: endoplasmic reticulum; Golgi apparatus; membrane. Gene Ontology annotation, biological process: negative regulation of apoptotic signaling pathway. Bases 175 to 1203 code for a protein of 342 amino acids. Lineage: Eukaryota; Metazoa; Chordata; Actinopteri; Cyprinodontiformes; Fundulidae. The transcript has 7 exons.
GUAAACACGUGACCCUUCCGCGCGGUGACGUCAGCGGCCUUAGCCCUACACGUCGCUUGUUCAGUUGGAUUCCAGUGAUCCUGGUGGAGGGACGGAAAUACAGAGUUCGUUUCAACAGUUGCUCCUGAAUAAACACGUUAAAGAUUGUGGCAGUAGAGAGCAAGUACCCACACCAUGUCUCAGGACAAAAGUGGAUUCCCUAUUAUGGGAGAGAGCAACCCUCUUCACACCAACAUUUACGGGCCCCCUCAGGCAGGCUUUGGUAUGCCCCCUCCCAACUACAGCCAAGGCCCCGGGGGACCUUACCCACCAGCAGGUGGCUAUGGACAGCCAGGCUUCGCCCAGCCAGGUCCAGGUUUUGUCCCUGCGCCCUAUCCCCAGAUGCCCUACCCACAAGGCCCCUACGCUCAGGGGCCCUAUCAACAGGGACCUGGACAUCCGGGUUUCCACGAUGACCCUAUGGCUCCUGCCGGCAGCCCUGGUUAUCAUGGCGACGUGCCUCCAUCUUACUACGACAAUGACGAAUUUUCCAGAUCCGGCUUUGAGGACAAGAACAUCCGACAGGCCUUCAUCAGAAAAGUGUUCUCCGUUCUCACGGCGCAGCUGCUGGUCACCUUCGCUUUUGUCUCCAUCUUCACGUUUGUCGACGAUGCCAAGCUGUUCGUGCAACGCAAUCGGUGGACUUACUAUGUGUCCUACGCGGUGUUCUUCGUCAGUCUGAUCACCAUCAGCUGCUGUGGGGACUUCCGCCGCAAGCACCCCUGGAAUUUAAUAGCUUUGUCCAUCCUGACAUUGAGCCUGUCCUACAUGGUGGGCAUGAUCGCCAGCUUCUACAACACGGAGACGGUCAUCAUAGCUGUAGGCAUCACGGCGGUGGUCUGCUUCACCGUUGUCCUCUUCUCACUGCAGAGCAAGUAUGAUUUCACUUCCUGCCGGGGCGUUCUCUUUGUGUGCCUGAUCGUUCUGCUGGUCUUUUCGAUCCUCUGCAUCUUCAUCCGCAACAGGAUCCUGGACAUCGUCUACGCCUCCCUGGGGGCUCUGCUGUUCACCUGCUUUUUGGCUGUCGACACCCAGCUUCUGUUGGGCAACAAGAAGCUGGCCCUCAGUCCAGAGGAGUACAUCUUCGCCUCCCUCAACCUCUACACUGACAUCAUCAACAUUUUCCUCUACAUCCUGGCCAUCGUGGGGCGCUCUCGUGAUUGAGCCGGCAUCUUCCGGGGGGCGGCAGCAGCAAGAUAGAGAACGCCUUCCUUCGUUGUAAAACGUUGCUUAGCUGUGCUUUCUCUUUGCCUCGUCUAACUUUUUCCCAAUUGUUCUCCCCACUUGUCAAAUGCCUACACACACACACACACACACACACACACACACACACACACACACACACAAAAGUCUGUUUUCCAAUGACAACUGAGUGUAUCAUAAAAUGAAACUGAGUUCAGAAUCUUUUUAUUUACUCUCUUAAAAUCGUCGCUGUAAGUGGAAACCCAUAAUGACGCUCCAUCUUCCCUCGUCUCCUACUAACACAUCCAGCUGCGUCUCCAUCACCCAGCCGCUUAAACUGAGAAAAGUGUGUGGGGGGGGGAAAUAACACUUAUUACUGAUGCAGAACCAGCUUUGCUUGAUUAUAGAUGAUAGUUCUAGAAAUUCUCUUCUUCUAAUCUGCCUGUUUUCACAAACUUGUCUUUUUUCUUUCUUUUUUUUCCCCCCCACCCAGCCUGUGUGAGUUAAUUGUGCAUGGCUAAAUCGGAAAUACACACAAAGAUGCAGUUUGGUGUCUGGAUUCAAAGGAGGAAAAACCUCUAUCUUGCUUGUCACAGCUGUAAAUAGUUUAGCGUAUUACUGUUGAUGAUGCCAGUAUACCCACCCUCACCCCUUUCCUACCUCUGAAAGGCAUGCUGGAGCUCGUGUACGGAUGUGUUGCUGUUUGGGGAAAUUAUAUAUCCUCUCUGACUGGCAUUUAUUAAAAAAAAAACAAAAAAACAAUUAGCAUAAAAGCAUAUUUAUAAAAUUCUGUUCAAAUAAAAAAAAAAAUGUUUUGUUGGAUAAUUUGUCUAUUUGUUCAUGCGUUGGUGAAUCCCUUUUAAGUGAAAACGUUUUUUUUCUUACUACUGAUCAUUUUCAAUAUUGAAUUUGAUUCUUCUAAAGCUUUGAAGGCGAUCGGAACCAGAUGUUUGAAGGAACGUAGAGCUGAUCUGAACUUGUGAAGGUCUUUGUAAUCUCUCCAGUAAUGUGAACAAAGCAGUGAACACGCACUACUACACAGAAGGUUUCUUUAUUUAAACAUGCAUAUUAAUUUGAAGGGUGUAUAAAUGUUUGUUUGUUUUUGUUCAUUUUAUUUAUACCUGCUGCAUGAUUCUCGCCACAUUUGCACGUGUUCAUGAUGUACACAGUGCAGCUGUUCUUGUUUUGAAGAAACUGUUAUUUGAAAACCUUGUAUGUCUUUUUUUUUUCCCCCUUUCGUUUUAAUGUUUGUAUCAGAUUAACAUGUAUGUGUACAUAGGCCAACUUGGUGUUUUGGUUUGUAUAAAAUGAGUAAGUUUGGGCUUCGUAGGUCUGUUGGCGUUGUAUAUUUGCAUCAAAACCGAAGGUGAACAGAAACUCCUUAACACAGCUGUCAGCUUUCCAUUAAAAAAACGACAAUGGAAAUGUGUUGAGUGUUCAUUUAGGUUCAGGUUUUAUUGCUGUACCUGGAAUUUACUCUCCUCUUUUUUUUUUAACUCUCUUGGUGAUUUGCAGUCUAUUGUGCAGUCUACUGAAUGCUCAGUCAGCAGUGUCCAUGCGUAAACAACUGUCCUGCAUGCAUGGGAGAGUAGUAGAAAUGCAAAGAGAAAUCCAUUUAUAAUAAAAAUGUUUUUAAACAGAAAUAAUCCCAUUUGGAAAACAUGACCAAAGGUACUGUAGCUGUAUUUACCUGUAAUAACAUAACUUAAAUAAACUGGAAGAUAAUAGAAAA